Salvelinus namaycush (lake trout) is the source of this 5467-nucleotide messenger RNA. Its product is annotated as TBC1 domain family member 8-like. The coding region runs from base 227 to 3637 and encodes 1136 amino acids. The transcript has 20 exons. The record is from RefSeq and is a predicted model, not a curated record. Gene Ontology annotation, molecular function: calcium ion binding. Lineage: Eukaryota; Metazoa; Chordata; Actinopteri; Salmoniformes; Salmonidae.
UGUAGGCUACAGUUGCAACCGGUGUGAGAGAAAAUAUGAGCACAAGACGCCUGCUAUCUCGGACAGCGCUUGAGAUCAGUCAUGGAUGAUUCUGAAAAUCACCUAAUUUUCUCCGACGCGUGGAACUGCUGAAGAAGUGUGCAUUCUAUCAAUAGCACAACAAAAACUACAAUCGGCUUUGUUUUGUUUUCGUCCAUUCUCUUUGUCAAUCUCUUGUUUUGAAAGAAUGUGGUUGAAUCCGGAGGAAGUUUUGCUGAAAAAUGCAUUGAAGCUUUGGGUUACAGAAAAAUCUAACGAAUUCUUCCUUUUGCAGCGCAGAAGAGGGCAUGGGGACACAGGGGGGAAAUUUACAGGUCUUCUGGUGGGAGCUCUGGACUCAGUACUGGACUCCAAUGCCCGGGUCACACCGUUCCGUAUCCUACUACAGAUGCCUGGGUCACAGGUCAGCUGGACUAUAGCUUGUGGUGCUGCUGUCGGAGAGAUGAACAGACAUUGGGACUGGCUGGUACAGAACCUACUCCACUCUCUCUCAGUGUUUGAGAACAAGGAGGAUGUCGCCAGCUUCGUAAAAGGGAAAGUCAAGGGUCUGAUAGCGGAGGAGGUAAGGGGGAGGCAGGCGGCUCAGGAGGAGGAGCCUGAGAAGUUCCGGGAGGCGCUGCUGAAGUUUGAGCUAUGUUUCGGCUUGCCCUCCUCAGAGAAGCUGGUCACCACCUACUCCUGCUGCUGCUGGAAGGGGCGGGUCCCCCGGCAGGGCUGGCUCUACCUCAGCAUCAACCACAUGGCCUUCUACUCCUUCCUGUUGGGAAAGGAAGUGAAGUUUGUGAUCCCGUGGGCGGAGGUGACGAGGCUGGAGCGGUUCUCAACGGGUCUCAUGACGGACAUGGUGCGUGUGAUGACGCGGCGGUGCCAGCGGGACUUCUCCAUGUUCCUGAGCCUGGAUGAGGCGUUUGGGGUCAUUGGUCAGCUGGCUGACAUCGCCCUGCGACGCCUGCUGGACAGUGAAGGCCUGGAGCUGGACCGAGUCCUCCAGCAGUCCUCCAACAUCACCAAGAGGGUUCUGGAGGAGCAGGCGUUAAGGACGUAUGUCCUGGCUCUAUUUCGGCUACCGCGGGGCGAACGUCUUCAGGAGGUGGCGCUGUGUUCAGUGUGGACGCCCCAUGCCCGCUGUCACACGACAGGAACACUCUUCACCACCGACAGCUACCUAUGCUUCGCCAGCCGAGAGGAGGGCCACUGCAGCCUGCUUAUCCCUCUCUCAGAGGUGAUCUCCAUAGAGAAGGCGGAGAGCACCAGCCUGCUGCCCAACCCAGUGAUCGUCAGCGUGAGGAGUAAGAAAGCCUUCCAGCUGAUCGAGCUGCAGGACAGAGACAGCCUGGUGGACAGCCUGACAUCACGCCUCAGAGCCCUGCAGUGGAAACACUCCAUGUUCCGCAGCAGGAAAUCUCUGACCUCCUCGUCUCCCUACUACACCUUCUGCUAUGACACCAUGUACUGUGACGGGGAGGAUAUCGAGGAGAGACCACUACGUCAAACAGUGAACACAGAGGCUCUGAUGGCAUGCUACCAUCACUCUCAACCUGACCCCAACAACAGCACGGCUACCAUGGAGCAGGUGAAAGAGCGUUUGUGGGAGGACCACUUCCCGGAGUACGGUCGAGGCGUCCACAUGUUCCGUACAGAGAAGAUCCAGAAGCUGGUUGCCAUGGGGAUACCAGAGUCGCUACGGGGAGAGCUAUGGAUGACCUUCUCUGAUGCCUCAUCAGAGUUGGCAUCCCACCCAGGCUACUACUCGGGGCUGGUGACAGAGUCUACGGGGCAAAGCAGUCUGGCCACGGAGGAAAUCGAGAGAGACCUGCACCGCUCGCUCCCAGACCACCCCGCCUUCCAGAACGUCAAAGGCAUUGCCGCGUUGCGCCGCGUCCUCACCGCAUAUGCCCACCGCAACCCCAAGAUUGGCUACUGCCAGUCGAUGAAUAUCCUGGCAUCUGUGCUGCUGCUGUACACUAAAGAGGAGGCGGCCUUCUCACUGCUAGUGGCUGUGUGUGAGAGAAUGCUGCCUGACUACUUCAACCGCAGAGUCAUAGGUGCUCAGGUGGACCAGUCAGUGUUUGAGGAGCUGAUCCGGGAUCGUCUUCCCGAGCUGGCCGAGCACAUUCCCGACCUCUCCCCCCUCUCUUCCAUCUCUCUGUCCUGGUUUCUCACCCUCUUCCUCAGCGUGCUUCCCUUCCGCAGCGCUGUCUGUGUGGUAGACUGCUUCUUCUUUCACGGCAUCAAAGCCAUCUUCCAGCUGGGGCUAGCUGUGCUGGAUGCUAACGCUACGGCACUGUGUGCUAGUGCAGACGACGGCCAGGCACUCAUGAUCCUCACUGGUUUUCUGGACCAGGUGAAGUACGAUGAGGAUCCAUCUCCCCCUACCCCUCUCUCGUCUCAGAGUGGGGAGGAGGGCAGGCCGCCUGUAAAACAACACACCCUGAUCACUGACCUCAUCGCUGACUCCUAUGAGAAAUUUGGAGACCUGACGGUGAGACAAAUAGAGAAGUUGCGAUGCAGACACCGGAUCCAGGUUCUCCAAGCACACGAGGACACCACCAAGGAGAAUGCGCUCAGGGUGGUGACCCCAGAUGUCUCUCUCUCCCCUGAAAGCCUGGCUGAUGUCUACGACCUCUUCAAGACAGAGCACUUCAUCAACCUGUACUGGGGCGAUGGGGGCACCACAUUGGCCCUCCAGCACCAUGACCCAGGCCGGCCCUAUGUGGAGCAGUACAGAGUGGACCGGGUCCAGUUUAAGAGCCUGUACAUGCUGCUGGUUCCCUGGCUUUGUGGCUUCCAUACUGACACCGUGGCCCACCGGACCUUCACACUACUGGACCAGGACAGAGACUCACUCAUCACCUUCAGAGAGUUCGCUGGGUGGCUGGAUACGCUAUACUGUGAGGAACUGAAUGAAAAGGUCAGACUACUGUAUCGUUUGCACAUACCUCCAGCUCUGACUGAGAGUGAGGAUGACCCAUCUCCACUGAAGAGCCCUCAGCUGUCCACUACCAGACCACUCCAUGUAGAGCUGCCCAAUGGGGAGAUGAGAGACUUUCAGGAACAGUUGAAACAGAUGUUGAAAGACCUGGCUAAAGAGAAGGAGAAGGAUGUGGAGCAACCUGUACCUCCAAUGAACCAGAGGGAGUUCAUCCAGUUCUGUAAGACCCUCUACAGCAUGUUCCAUGGCAGCCCAGACGAGAAUGAGCUCUUUCAGGCCAUCGCUACAGUGACCAGCCUGGUGCUGCAGAUCGGCGAGGUCGGGCACCGCAGCCGCUGCUCGGGGUCAGAGGUCAGCAGCGAGGGUGGGGCCGGAGACGAGGUAGAGGACGAUCACAGGGAGGGGAGUCAAGAAGACCAUCCCGUCUUCAGCACCGAAGAAGAAGCAGGAGAGAGAAAGGAGGGGACCAGCAAGAGUUCAGGGUCUGAGAGUCAGAGCGAGUGGGCGGUCAGCUAUGCUCAGAUCCUGGCUUCUCUCCUCACAGAACAGCAGCUAGUCAACUUCUUUGAGAAACCGAUGGACCUGUCAGCAAAGGUGGCUGAGGCAAAAGUGAAACAGUACCAUGAAAGGGCUGGUCUGCUUAUGCUCCAGCAAGGGACCAGCUGAUUUCAACAUGACCAACAGAACCUCGAUGUGAGAACCACAGUGUGACCCAAUACUGGGCUUCCAAUCUAGUUUCUUAUCUAGCUGUCCAGGCACCUUUGUAAGUGUUGUCUGUCUCCUCCGUCUUAAAAGGAUGAGUGGGUACCAAGAGUCCGUAUGUGCCUAUAUUGAGUCGUUGGUCUGUCGAGCACAAAGGAGAAGUAAUGUAGAUGUGUAGGUCUUCCACUCCUGAUGUAGCCGUGGAUAAAUGUGGCCUCGUCUUUUGGGAUCAACAACUGUCUGAAAGCAGGUUAACCAAAACCAAGACAUGCAUGAUAAUCAAGAGACUACAUGAUGUAUCAGUCAUAAUCAUAUAUACUACUGUGAGAAUGUCCCACACACCAUGCACUACACAUAGCACCAUGAAAAGGGUUCUUUUUUGUUGCUCAGUAUUUAUACACACGUUUUCAUUCUGCUAUGAAAUGGGAACAAACUCAAAUGUGCCCAGUUUUAGUGACAUUUUAUUUGACUUAACAUUGGCUGCCUGGUUGGUGAUACACUUGUUUGCCAUAUUGUCCAAUCAAGUAGAGCAGACAAGUGAUCUUUUUUGCCCAAAUAUUUUCUGCCUGUACGCCUGCAGUGUAUCAUUUUGGCAAGCUUUUCAUUUUCCUUUUAUAUAUAUAGCCCAAGGAGUCAAGGACUAUUAACUGCCAAAUGUUUGUCAUACAAUAAUGGACAUUGGAAUCUUGCUUUUGUGUGCGACACAUUAAAAAUGUGCAUCUAUAUAUUUUGUCAAAUCACAAUCGCCACGGUUUACAGCAAGUAUAAAAGGUGCAGCGAAAUACUUGUGCUAGCUCCUCAACAAUGCAGUACAUUAAUUUGUGUUUGUCCUGUAUUGAUUGAAUGCAUUUUGUUCUUUAAGAAGUCUUAUUUUAGGUGUUCUAAAACUGUUUGAGCCUUAUUAUUCUACCAAGCAUAUUUCUUCAUUCAAGCCUUAAAUGUAAGUGACCAGUAUUAUGUUAUAGACUAAAGUCCUACACACUUUCUUAAAAUCAGUUGAUACUAAACAAACUAAACUGCUGUGCCUCAGAUUUAGUUGAAUAAGUCUUCUAUAUAGAGAACUUGAUUUUUCCAUUUCAAAUCAGUGGUGGUGUUAAAUUGAGGUUUUGGUUAUUCCAGAACCAGUCUGAUGCCUUCUAAUUGACUACAGAUGCACCUUGAUGUUAUUCGUAGUGCACACUCACAAGUUCACUUGACGUGCAUUAUCACAAAUCAGGCCAUUUAUCACUUCUUUAACGUGUCUGCUGCAAAAUAUCGGACAUGGUUUGUUUGUAAAUCAUUAAAAACAAUGUUGCAUCCUUGUCUUAUUCAAUAUAUUGCAUAGACCAGUGGUUCCCAAACUUUUUAUAGUCCUUUACCCCUUCAAACAUUCACUGAGGUAAAGUUGCUUUUAUAUUCACACAUUCGGCCAUUCAACAGACAUUCACCAAACUAGGUAUGAUUUAUUCUAUAAAUGUCUGGCAUACUUUUACAACCUUUGUUUUGAGGAAAGAUUCCAGUUUUGAUUUUAUGGAAAAACAUAACAUCUAUAAAAUGCCAUUUAAACCUAUAUAAAUCAAUAAUGUUUUCACUGAUUAUGACAGAAUCAUCAAACUAUGUAUGAUUUAUUCUAUAAAUGUCUAGCUUACUUUUACAACCUUUGUUUUGAGUAGAAAUUCCAGUUUUGACAUGUAAGAAAUACAUAACAUCUAUAAAAUGCCAUUUAAAGCUAUAGUUGAAGUCGGAAGUUUACAUACACUUAGGUUGGAGUCAUUAAAACUAUUUUUUCUACCACUCCACAAAUUUCUUGUUAAC